Molecule: messenger RNA, 2487 nt
Organism: Silurus meridionalis
Lineage: Eukaryota; Metazoa; Chordata; Actinopteri; Siluriformes; Siluridae
Gene: pfkfb1
Product: 6-phosphofructo-2-kinase/fructose-2,6-biphosphatase 1
Exons: 14
Coding region: 110-1534 (474 amino acids)
Biological process (GO): fructose 2,6-bisphosphate metabolic process; fructose metabolic process
Cellular component (GO): cytosol; 6-phosphofructo-2-kinase/fructose-2,6-biphosphatase complex
Molecular function (GO): fructose-2,6-bisphosphate 2-phosphatase activity; 6-phosphofructo-2-kinase activity; ATP binding
Source: RefSeq, a predicted model, not a curated record
ACAGUCAGGUGACCUCAGAAGGAGCAUAACUCACAGGAGGCUGCCUUGUGUUUGAGUGUGAGAUUGCGACUUGGUGACUUUAGGCUCAGAGGAAGAACAAGGCAGUUAAAUGUUAAAUGACAUGUCUACAGAAAAGACAGAACUCAUGCAGACCCCCUUGCUGAAAAUCUGGGUACCUGAGGCAGGAGGCCCUCUGAGCCAAAGGAGAGGAUCAUCACGACCCCAGUUCACAAACUCUCCAACUAUGAUUGUAAUGGUGGGGCUGCCUGCCAGAGGAAAAACAUAUAUCUCCAGGAAGCUGACACGCUACCUCAAUUGGAUUGGAGUCCCAACUCAAGUCUUUAAUCUGGGCCAGUACAGAAGAGAUGCAGUCAAGAGUUACAAAAACUAUGAAUUCUUCCGCUCAGAUAAUGAAGAGGCCAUGAAGAUUCGCAGGGCUUGCGUUUUGAAGGCUCUGAUGGACAUUGCCAACUACUUCACUACGGAGCAGGGACAAGUAGCAGUAUUUGAUGCCACUAACACCACAAAGGAGAGGAGAGAGAUUAUCACCAUCUUUGCCAGGGAGAGGGGCUACAAGGUGUUUUUUAUCGAGUCAAUUUGUGAUGACCCAGAAAUUAUUGAGGCAAAUAUAAUGGAAGUGAAACUGAACAGCCCGGACUAUGAGAACUGCGACAAAGACAAGGUGGUGGAGGAUUUUCUAAAGCGUAUUGAAUGCUACAAGUUGACUUACAUUUCCAUUGAUGAUGAGCAGGACAGAAAUAUGUCCUACAUUAAGAUCUUCAACGUGGGCACCAGUUAUCUGGUGAACAGGGUUCAGGACCAUAUCCAGAGCCGAAUAGUGUACUACCUCAUGAACAUCCAUGUCGCACCACGCUCCAUCUACCUCAGCAGGCAUGGAGAGAGCGAGCUGAACCUGCUGGGUCGCAUCGGGGGAGACUCUGGCCUUUCUUCCCAAGGCAAAAGGUAUGCUGUUUCUCUGUCAGAGUUCGUCAGAAGCCAGGCCAUAAAAGAUCUUAAGGUGUGGACGAGUCACUUCAAAAGGACCAUACAGACGGCUGAGGCACUGGGAGUCCCUUAUGAGCAAUGGAAAGCCCUGAAUGAAAUUGAUGCAGGUGUGUGUGAGGAAAUGACUUAUGAAGAGAUCCAGGAGAACUAUCCAGAGGAGUUUGCGAUGAGGGAUCAAGACAAGUAUCGGUACAGAUAUCCUAAAGGAGAGUCUUAUGAAGACUUGAUGCACCGUCUAGAGCCGGUCAUCAUGGAGUUGGAGAGACAGGAGAAUGUGCUGGUCAUCUGUCACCAGGCAGUCAUGCGUUGUUUGCUGGCCUACUUUCUGGACAAAAGUGCAGAGGAACUUCCAUACCUGAAAUGUCCCCUCCAUACUGUACUCAAACUAACACCAGUGGCCUACGGAUGCAAAGUGGAAUCUAUUUAUCUUAACAUCCAAGCAGUCAACACGCACAGAGAAAAACCUUUGAACGUGGAUGUGACACGGCGGUCAGAAGAUGCACUUCGGACUGUUCCAGAACAUUUGUAACAUGGUUUUUACAGCGGUUUCAGACAAGCAGAGUUCCAAAAGUGUUCAUACUGUGUUCAUAAUAUAACAACACUGGUACUUUUCACUGUUUGUAUCCCUCCAUUUGUUUGUGUUCCAUCUAUACCAUUCCCAUUCUUAGAAAUGGGACAUUGAAAUGGUUAUUACACUUACUAAGGGGUGUCGGCAGUCUGUGCAUUGCUUCUGGAACUAUUUUUGUUGGUGGAGGAAAAAUAAAUAAGACUUUGGCCAUAUUGUGUGAAAUUAGAGUACAUUUUUCUUUUUUUAGAAUUGUUAUAUAACAGUUGAAUUGUUAUAUAACAUUGAAUAUCCCAGCUGUGACUAUCAGAAGUGUGAAUGUGAGGCUGCAUUGGAGAGAGUUUAUUUUAGGCUAUGUGUCAGAAACAUCCAUCUCAGAACAUGGCUGAGGACAAAGGAGACAGACAGAGACAAAAAAGAGACAGACAGUCAGGGGGUGGUACAGAGGAACCAAGUACCUGAUAGACAGAAAUCAAGAAGGACAAACAAUGAGAGUGAGAGAGAGAGAGAGAGAGAGAGAGAGAGAGAAGCAGACAGAUAGAGAGGGCAUGUGAGAGAGACAGAGAAACAGGUCUGAGGGAAAGCUGGAGACAUACACAGACAGAGAUCAGGACAGACAAACAGAGAGACAGAGUGCAGUAGAGAGUUAGACAUCAGGACCUCGGACAGCAACCAAACAAAUACUCAUCUGUCAAAUACACAGUUCAUAACCUCAACAGUCUGACCACAGCUAACACACGUUACAAUUUCAAGUGCUUUCCCUGAAGGCCUGUAGUUCCUCUGCAACCGAAAGGGAAGCCUGCUUAAAUAAGCACUCUGGUACAAAGACACUAGCAAGUAUAGCGAUUAAUAUAAUACAGUGUAAUGAGUCUUAAUUAAUGUGUUCAUAUUGAAUUUGAAUAAAGAUUGGAUAUCAA